AUGUCCUUCCAAGUCCCCCAGAAUGUGCCGUCGUUCUCGAGUUCACAAAGAUCACAAGAAGACUCCUACUGGCGUUCAAAACAAAGUAAUGGACCUGCGAGAGGAGGAGUCGCGGACGCGGUCACCUCGAAAAUCAACGAUAUCUUCAGCGAGGAGGGAGGGGGUCAGCUCCCAAUGUACAAGGACAAACCGCAUUUCCCUGCCAGUCGGCGGCGCGGUCUACUGCAGCGGAAACGGAUUCAGGGUCUCAUAGGCCUGCUGGUGAUCUUUGUCCUUUGGUGGACUGGUCUCUUGCCUCUGGGAGGCUCCAAGCCGCAUUAUGACCCCGCUGAGCACCAGCAUACGUUCUUUGGCCAUAAUGACUGGUCUGCCCAGAGGGAGGCCGUCAAGGAAGUGUUUAUAACAACAUGGGAAGGGUACGAGAAAUAUGCAUGGGGACUGGACGAGUACCACCCCCUCACACGGAAAGGGAAAAAUAUGGUAGAAGGUGGCAUGGGAUGGAUUAUUGUUGAUGCUCUAGACACGGCCAUUAUGAUGAACUUGACUUCACAGGUUGCAACAGCGAGGGAGUGGAUCUCAACGUCACUCAGCUAUAAUGCAGACCAUGAUGUGAAUACCUUUGAAACGACCAUUCGAAUGCUUGGGGGUUUGCUGUCUGCCUAUUAUCUAUCCACCAGCUUCCCGAAUCUUGCACCUCAACGAGACGAUGACUUUAAUCAGCCAGGAGAAGACCUGUACAUUGAAAAGGCAACCGACCUGGCCGAUCGCUUGCUUGGAGCUUACGACUCUCCUUCAGGGAUACCGUAUUCAUCUAUUAAUCUUAACACAUCUCAAGGACUGAUCAACCAUCUGGAUGGCGGCGCAUCAUCAACAGCGGAGGCUGCAACUUUGCAACUUGAAAUGAAAUACCUCUCCAAGGUAACAGGAGAACCUGUCUAUUGGGAGAGAGCGGAACUUGUGAUCAACGCAAUCGACUCGCAACAAAUGGAAGAUGGCUUGCUUCCUAUUUUCAUCUACCCAGCUACUGGCGAAUUUCGUGGAGAGAACAUUCGUCUUGGGUCUCGAGGAGACAGCUACUACGAAUAUCUGAUCAAACAAUAUCUACAGACAGGUGGUGUUGAGACUAUAUAUCGGGACAUGUGGGAUGAGGCCUUGGAAGGAGUCAAGAAACAUCUGAUCACUUACUCCAGCAAAGCGUCACUAACGAUUCUCGCUGAAAGGCCCAGUGGAUUAGGCCAUGUAUUGACGCCCAAAAUGGACCACCUGGUAUGUUUCAUGCCUGGGACAAUUGCACUUGCAGUCACUGGUGGACAGACGGUCGAGCAAGCAAGAAGGAAUCUUGGCAGUGGUUGGACCAAGAAACAUGAUGAGGAUCUCGCGCUUGCGGAGGAGCUAAUGAAAACAUGUUGGGGUAUGUACAAAGUCACACCGACUGGGCUCGCGCCCGAGAUCGCCUACUUCCACAUUGACAACCCGCCUCGUCAAUGGCAAGGGCAUCUGGAUCCCAAUUGGACGCCACCUGUAUCAUCAAAUCUGUCAGAUGACAUGGACGCGGAUUGGAGAGCCGACUACGACAUCCACGAUAUGGACGUCCACAAUCUACAGAGGCCUGAAACCGUCGAAUCAUUGUUCUACAUGUGGCGGAUCACGAAGGAUCCAAAGUAUCGAGAAUGGGGAUGGGAGAUGUUCGAGGCCUUCCGCGAGCACACCAAGGUGGUGGAUGAAGUUGAAGGCAAGGUCUAUGCGUAUAGCUCUCUCGACACCGUCAUGGACAACCCAGUGAAAGAGCGAAAGCGAAGAGACAAUAUGGAGAGUUUCUGGAUGGCCGAAACCCUGAAGUACUUCUACUUACUCUUCUCCGGCGACGAUUUCUUCCCCCUGGACCGCGUCGUUUUCAACACGGAAGCUCAUCCCCUGCCGGUAUUUGAUAUCAAGGGAAGUAAAGUAUUCAAGACUGGUUGGGAGAGAAGCAAAAAGGGUGCUGUUUCGCCCAAGGCUGCUGAUCAUGAUGGGAAUGGGGAGAAAUCAAAUGGCGACUUUGUACAAUUCCCGGGCCGGCGCGUUGGAGACGGCGUGCGUUUCGGCGAGGAUGGGAAACCGAUUGAAGCGAAGUCUGAACAUGAUCACGAACACGACGAUACAAUCGAGCACGGCCACAUUGAAGAAAGCGGCCAUGGGAAACCAUCAACUGAGCACUCCAUUCUAGAGGUAGGCAAAAGGAAGGACGACCCAAGUGACUUUGGCGGUGACACAGAGGGUACUCUGCCGCUGCAAAACAGUCGCGGGGGCCGCUCCAAACCUCAAGAUAGACUGGAGAAAGAGGAGGAGGAGGAAGCCAACGCUGACGAUGAUGAAGAGCUCGUUGGUCGCCGUGGUUCGAAGGAUCAUUGA
Messenger RNA from Exophiala aquamarina CBS 119918, 2391 nucleotides. Its product is annotated as mannosyl-oligosaccharide alpha-1,2-mannosidase. NCBI's taxonomy places the organism in Eukaryota, Fungi, Ascomycota, Eurotiomycetes, Chaetothyriales, Herpotrichiellaceae. Gene Ontology annotation, cellular component: endoplasmic reticulum; membrane. Gene Ontology annotation, biological process: carbohydrate metabolic process; N-glycan processing. The transcript has a single exon. Gene Ontology annotation, molecular function: mannosyl-oligosaccharide 1,2-alpha-mannosidase activity; calcium ion binding. The record is from RefSeq and is a predicted model, not a curated record. The coding region runs from base 1 to 2391 and encodes 796 amino acids.